Alternaria arbusti is the source of this 906-nucleotide messenger RNA. RefSeq lists its product as uncharacterized. Lineage: Eukaryota; Fungi; Ascomycota; Dothideomycetes; Pleosporales; Pleosporaceae. The record is from RefSeq and is a predicted model, not a curated record. The transcript is spliced from 5 exons. Bases 1 to 906 code for a protein of 301 amino acids.
AUGGCGCUCAGUUACACCGAUCUGAUGCAAUUAAUAUGGACCCUGUGGGGUGUAUCGCUCCUCUGCACAAUCCUCAGGGGCUUUCUGCGAUGGAAGUCUCAACACCGACUCUUCGCAGACGACUACUUCGUCUUCUUCGGCUUGUUCUCCUUGACUGCCCUCUCCGCAGUCAUCACAUGUCUACUACCACAGUUCCUUCUUGCGCAGGAAUACUCGAAAGCGGCUAUAUUGGAUCCACUUACACCGUUGCCACUACCGCCGGACGAAUUUGUCGAGAGAACACGUACUUCGCUCAAGUUCAUGUUCAGCCAGAUGCUGUUGUUUUGGACUACAUUGUGGGCUGCCAAGUUCUCCAUUCUUUUCUUCUUCAGACGGCUGGUGAUCGGACUGCCAGUAUUCAUGCGUGCAUGGUGGGCGUCCUUCAUCCUAGUCCUACUCUUCUAUCUCGCAUGCAUCGCCUCCAACUUCCUAACCUGCCGACCACUAUCCAAGUACUGGAGCACAACCGGAUGCAGCGACCCCGAAGACCUCAUCCGAGCCGACGCAUCCAUCAAGUUCGCAACGAGCGCAGACGUCAUUGCCGACGCCCUCAUCAUGCUCCUCCCUCUGAACCUCUUGCGCAAACUACAAGUCUCGCCCCAACAAAAGUUCGGCCUGGCAGUUAUCUUCUCUCUCGGCACCAUCAUCAUCGCCUUCGCGUUCGCACGACUCGCACAAGUUACAAAGGCGACUUCGAACCCUGAUCCGACGACCCUUGCUGAUGGGCCCGUGCUACUCAGCAUGUGGAGUCACAUCGAGUCGUCUGUAUCUGUUAUCGUUGCUACACUGCCGGCGUUCAGGUACUUGCUUAAUGGCAAGAUGGGGCGGACACAACCGGGUCCUUCGAAGCCACCGGUGGAGUCGUAA